Messenger RNA from Botrytis sinoallii, 669 nucleotides. RefSeq lists its product as uncharacterized. Lineage: Eukaryota; Fungi; Ascomycota; Leotiomycetes; Helotiales; Sclerotiniaceae. The record is from RefSeq and is a predicted model, not a curated record. Gene Ontology annotation, molecular function: guanyl-nucleotide exchange factor activity. The transcript has 2 exons. The coding region runs from base 1 to 669 and encodes 222 amino acids. Gene Ontology annotation, cellular component: Golgi to plasma membrane transport vesicle; cell tip. Gene Ontology annotation, biological process: exocytosis.
AUGGCGCAGACGUCGGGAAUUGAAUCUGCAUGUCCUAAUUGUGGAAUGGCUUUACCGCACAGCAGUUCGCAGAUUGCAGCUGAUGCGCAGAAAGAGAUUGAGGAAUUGCAAGCUCAAGUAAAGUUACUGACGGAAAAAGCGACCGCCGCUGUGGAUAAAUGGGCAGACUACGAAGACGAAAUCCAAUCACUUAAAAGGGCGAACUACCAGCAAAUUACAGAACCUCAGCGCGCAACAACACCAACACAAGGGCACACUGAAGACCGACUUGGAAGCCCGAGUCGUUUCUCAUAUCUGCCUGUCCAGAAUCGACUUUCUUCUCUGCUAUCUCGCAAGUCCACGCCGAAUCUACAGGCUCAGCAACCGCCAACACCGCCAACCCCUUCUACAACAGAGUUAGUAGCUGCCUUGACAAGGGAGCAAGGGUUACGACAGGCUGCGGAGGGCAAAUUAAAUGAAUCCAGUGUCGAACUGGAAGAACUGACGGCACAGCUAUUUACACAAGCCAAUGAAAUGGUUGCUACGGAACGAAAAGCAAGGGCGAAACUCGAAGAGCGAGUUGAAAUUUUGGAACGAAGGGAUGGAGAAAAGAGAAAACGACUGGAAAGGCUUGAAGGCGCAGUUCAAAGGAUUGAAAGAGUCAGGGGUCUUUUGGCACCGGGACGUUGA